Molecule: messenger RNA, 1560 nt
Organism: Chaetomium fimeti
Lineage: Eukaryota; Fungi; Ascomycota; Sordariomycetes; Sordariales; Chaetomiaceae
Product: putative cyclase-domain-containing protein
Exons: 3
Coding region: 491-1501 (336 amino acids)
Molecular function (GO): arylformamidase activity
Source: RefSeq, a predicted model, not a curated record
CCUCCACUCAGGAGCUUGAUUCCACGAAAUUCUCCAGCAGGCGCACCAAGCGCGAUGGUUCCGGGGGGCGCUUGGCUCUACGGCAUUGGACUCUCGGCUUUGGCUCUGCAUUAGGGCGGCCAACUUUAAUGCGCCGGACCGCCGGUUGAAGGCCAGCACUCGACCUCCACUUAGCUAGCGGCUGACAGCAUGACGGCCUUGGGACUGAAGAGGACUCCGCUAACUAGGGGUCAUUGUCCGAGCGGUCCCUCCGUCUGAAAGAGGGGACUUGGGAUGCCCAGUCACGGAGGCUCGGGGGCCUCCACAAUGAAGUCACAGCCCCUGUUCACAGAGUCACACUGGCUCAAGCCGCCCCCUCAGGUUCAUUCACCGCCCCGAUCCUGCGGGGGCGAACCAAUAUAUUAUCUCAGGCAAGAAGCCCUCCCUAGUGUGCUAGUAACCACAUAACCACACUCUUUGAGGUCGACCCGAAACCCCGAUACCGUUCGCUAUGGACCCAAGUUCAGUCCCAGACUUUGACGAUCUGCCCAAGGUCGAUGGGCAGCCUCAGGGCUGCGCUUGGGGCGUAUUUGACAAAGACGGCAAGAAAGAUGUGUUUGGCACUCUGAACUUCAUCACGCCCAAGAUCGUGGCUGAGGCUGCUGCUGAGGUCAAGGAUGGCGUCUCAAUUUCCCUCAACUGGCCAUUGAACGGCAUCAAGUUCCCAGUGGCGGGUCGCAAGCCGCCGGUACAUCGCCCGCACCGCCUGAGAGAUCUAGACAUGGACUGCGAAGGCUGGGAUGACGAGCUCGAGUUUAAUACCCAGUUCGGCAGCCAGUGGGACAGCCUCUGCCACAUCACCACCGACGGCACCACAUACAAUGGCCAAAAGCCAACGGCGGAAGGCCUCUCGGUGCAAUCCACGGCCGAGAAUCCCCUCCCGACCAUCGAGCACUGGCACUCGCGCGGCGCCCUCGCCGGACGUGGUGUCCUGAUCGACUGGAAGCGGUACCACGAGGAGACGACGGGCGAGCCAUACCACCCGCUCGACGGGUACCGUAUCACGGCUGAGGAUAUUGAGAAGGUGGCCAAGCACCAAGGCGUCGAGUUCAAGCACGGUGAUAUUCUCAUUAUCCGGACCGGAUACACCCAGAUGCUGGAGGCCCCGACGCCCGAGGACUUUGCCAAGUUUCAGGCCGGUACCAUGUCGGGUCUCCACGGGCACGCGGAUACGGCGCGCUGGGUGUGGAAUCACCGCUUUGCGGCUGUGGCGGGCGAUGCCCACGCGUUUGAGGCGCUUCCGGCGCUGAAGCCCGAUGGAACGCCGGGCGGUGUUUCGGACCUGGUUCUACAUCCCUGGUUUCUCAACCAGUUCGGCAUGUCUAUCGGCGAGCUGUGGGACCUCAAAGCGCUGGGCGAAUACGCCAAAAAGACGGGGAGAUACAGCUUCUUGUUGACUUCGGCGCCCCUGAACCACCCCGGGCUGGUCGCCUCGCCGCCCAACGCGAUUGCUUUGUUCUAAGCCACAACCGGCAGGCAAAUUAACCGAGCCAUAGAAAUGUUUGAUUUUUGAGUUUUUAA